Molecule: messenger RNA, 633 nt
Organism: Leguminivora glycinivorella
Lineage: Eukaryota; Metazoa; Arthropoda; Insecta; Lepidoptera; Tortricidae
Exons: 4
Coding region: 224-610 (128 amino acids)
Source: RefSeq, a predicted model, not a curated record
AUGGGUACGUUAACAAUUCUUAUUACAUAAAAAACAGUCAGAAAAUAAGCUUUUGUACUUGAUGCUUAUGUACCAAUAUAACAGAAGUUUAAAGACUAAGUAGAUUUGAUCCGAUGGUCUUCAGAUAUUUUUUGACUAAUGUAAUUUCGCUCGAAGAAUAUUUUACGUAGCUGCGAGGCUGCGAGUAAGUGAUUAAGCAGUAAAUAAAGUUUCACCAUAAAGUAUGUUCUUGUCGCGGCAUCACAGCUGGUGUUGCGUGAAGGGACGUCUCCACGCGGCCGCCACCCGGCGUCGGGCGAAGAAGUACUGUCAGUGCGGAAAAGGAGGCCGACGGUUUAGGAGGCCGAGGUUUUUGAUGUUCAGACGAAAACGACCUGUGUUUCAGGGGUGCACUUUCUGUUCCGGGUCAUACAACUGUUGCCACGAGACUUCGCCAGGACUAAAACGAAAUCUGCCAAACAAGUCCAUACUUCACACUUCGCAAAUUACAUCCAAAUCAAAUCUUACUGAAUGCGCGUGCACUAAAAACCACAACUGCAAUGGGAAGGCGAUUCACCAAUCUGGCAUACAGAACCUCUGUCGGUUUACUGUUGAUGCAUACUUUACAUGAUAAAAAGUAAUACCACUACUAAA